Molecule: messenger RNA, 1300 nt
Organism: Bactrocera tryoni
Lineage: Eukaryota; Metazoa; Arthropoda; Insecta; Diptera; Tephritidae
Product: trypsin-1-like
Exons: 8
Coding region: 44-1123 (359 amino acids)
Biological process (GO): proteolysis
Molecular function (GO): serine-type endopeptidase activity
Source: RefSeq, a predicted model, not a curated record
CACAAACCGGUCAAGUUUACGCUGAAGUACAACAAAUAAAGCUAUGUGGCCCGGAAGAGUUAGUAAAGAUUCACUUUUCUACGCCACUAUAUUGACAGUACUUGCGAUAAGUGUUUUUUGCAAUCGAUCAGUUAAUGCCUGCUAUGAAUACCAAUAUUGCUUAACGCCGCUCAACUACAGCGGACGUUAUAUGGAAGACGAGACUUAUGGAGACAUGCCCGAUAAAGCCAAAAUGCUUUGCGAUGGGUUUUGCCAUCAUAACAGUACAUUGCGAUUGCGUUGUUGUGCAUAUGACGCCACAGUCAAAUUGGAACGAAUAUCGGAACAAGUAUGCACAUACAAUCAUUUAAUACGAGGUUUCGUCAUCCAUGGCGAAAUAGCCAAAGACAAUGAAUUUCCAUUUAUGGCCGCUUUGGGUUGGCGCAUUAAGAACGAAACUACUGGAAAUACGACAAUAGUUUACAAAUGUGGUGGCACAAUUUACGAUCGUGGUUAUGUCAUCACCGCUGCGCACUGUCUCUAUCAUUCGAGUGAACUACCUGUGGUGGUGCGUCCCGGCGGUUUCGCAUUGAAUGAUACUGAGGCUUGGGACUUGGAAAUCGAAGAGAUUAUCGAGCAUCCCAAUUACGAAUAUCCAAAUGUAUACAAUGACAUAGCAAUUAUACGUCUAAAGACCAUAUUUUAUGGAAACCCGUUUCAUGAUCAGCCGGCAUGUCUUUACGACGAUCCGAGCUCCGCGCAUAAUGUUACAGCCAUUGGUUACGGGAAUACUCAAUUUGCUGGCGUAUCCUCCCCCUUAUUGAUGAAAACGAAUUUAUCAACAAUUGAUAACAGCGAGUGCCAACUGCACUAUGAGCCAGAUAGCGAUGUGCUGAGUGAUGGCAUUAUAUCGACACAGAUAUGCGCGAAGGAUCACGAGAAAUUGCGUGACACAUGUCAGGGUGACUCCGGUGGACCGAUUAUAAAAUUUAUCAAACCGAAAGAUCUUAAUCCCAUGUCCCUUGUUGUCGGCAUCACUUCGUUUGGCAUCGGCUGUGGCACCGGCAUGCCCAGUGUUUAUACGCGAAUUUCUGAAUAUAUUGAUUGGAUUGAAAAUGUUACCUAUCGAACUGUGCCAAUAUGAUGAAGGAAUAAUAUAAUAAAGAAGUUUCAAGAUUGUUAAUAAUUAACAAGUAUUCGUAAAAGCGAAAUGAGUUGAGCACACUUUCCCGAUUUUGUAUAUCAUAAUUUUUAUAACCACAUUUGAUUGAUCAUUGAAAAUUUAAACUUCAGGUAUUUAAGCAAUAAAUUUGGUUUUAUA